Molecule: messenger RNA, 5811 nt
Organism: Scedosporium apiospermum
Lineage: Eukaryota; Fungi; Ascomycota; Sordariomycetes; Microascales; Microascaceae
Product: Vacuolar membrane-associated protein iml-1
Exons: 3
Coding region: 1-5811 (1936 amino acids)
Biological process (GO): negative regulation of TORC1 signaling; positive regulation of autophagy; intracellular signal transduction
Cellular component (GO): GATOR1 complex
Molecular function (GO): GTPase activator activity
Source: RefSeq, a predicted model, not a curated record
AUGUCACGCAAUGCGCCCCCGACCCCGUCCGGUCGGAGAAGCGGACGCACUCCCCAUAUCCGGCAGUUUAGCAGAGCAAGCGUGGAUCGUGGCUCGACUGACGCGCCUAGAUCGCCAGAUACUGCCUCGACCCAGUCUACAGCUCGUACCGAGUCCGCUGCCUGUCGCAAGCGAAAGCUCGAACGAAAGUGUACCGUUACCGUGAACGAUAGUUACUCGCGCGACGAAGUACUGUUGAACUUGGAUCAUCUUGGCAGCGACAUCAAGCCUGGCACUCUUGUGUCGAUAUCUGUGCUAAAACCCGAACCGGAUAAAACGUCCAAUCCCCAAGGCAAGCAAGUGUCCACGGACCAUGGACGGGCCAGCAAGUCGUCGCCCGCUCGGGAGGCGGAAUGCGACCCCUCCAAGCACCGAUAUGUAUUUUAUGCAAAGGACAUGUCUAAGGAGCAAAAGACGAGGCAUCCUCAUAUCGAGGUAUACGUGGCUAAGCACAUCGCCGGCAACUUUGGGAUGAAGAGCGGAACUCCCGUUAUCCUGGCUCCGGUCGACGAGAAUAACCCAGCAGUCGAGGCAUCCCAUGUGGAGCUGAGCUUUCGCGAUCAAUAUCUCUCGAGAGCGGACAUGUGGCGAAUGACUGUUGGGGAGCUCACUGAGCGGACCGUUUAUAAAGGAGAAUCGAUCCUGUUUAUGGGAAGCAUCAAAGCCCAGGUAACAGCGGUCUUCGUUGACGGUCACAAGGUCCAUUCUGCUUUCUUUUCGCGCAACACCCGACCUAUCUUCCGGAGCGAGUCGGCUCGAUAUGUUCUCUUCAUCCAGAUGUCUCGUGAAAUGUGGGAUUUUGACUCCGAUGGAUCCGGCGAGAUCAUGUUCAACAAGGUCGUCAAUGGCUUCCUUCCGGCCGUAUUUAAGAAAUGGGCCCUUCUCAAAGUCAGACACCUGGUUACCAUUGUGCUUUUCGCUCGCGUCGAAUACGACACCGGACUCAGUGAUGACCUGGUCGUGUCCGCUACUGACGGUGACUAUUAUACUGGCGUCCAGCCGUCCGGGAUGAAGAGACCUUACAAGGACUUUUACCGCGUGGUAGUCAACGAGAUGACGAGUAUCGAAUGGGCCACCAUCCUCAAGCAGCUCAAGAAGGAAUUUAACGUCUUUCGUCGUGAUAUAAGUCUACACCACCAGCGACCCGAUAGCGCAUUCGUGUCUCACACCAAAGACUCGAGCGGCAAAAUCAUCCCGCCGAGCCACGUCAAGUCCGAGCCGUGUUUGGCAAUGUAUGGAAACUUUCUUGAGGCGAUUAGCCUUGCCUCGUCGCAGUUCGCGAACGAUUACAUCGACCGGGACCUCGUUAGGACAGGAAUCUCUAUUGUGGUUAUCAGUCCCGGUCCUGGUGUUUUUGAAGUUGACUAUGAAGCCUUACGGAGAACUACCGAAUCCCUUGUUGGGAACGGCAUCGGUAUCGACUUGAUCUGCGUCCCCAAAAUUCCUCUCCAUUCGGUGCCACUCUUUAAAUACCGCAACCCGCACUAUGCGGAAAUGGAGAAGGAAAGAUGGCCUCAUAGUCGAAGUAGUACGCCGAGACAAGGGGGAACACCUAUUGCUGGAAGCUAUCAAUCAUUUGGCGGAUCAUUCUCUCCUUCGAAGGGCUUAGACUUGAUCCACCGCUCCGAUUAUUUUACCACGCACCGCCAAGCUGAUGAGUGGUGCUACGCUGUUCCCCAGUGGCUUCAUGUGUCUUAUUGGACAGGCACGUCUGGCGCAUCUGGCGACAGCUUGUCCUACCAAGGCAUCGCGCUAUCUGUCCUAGAUGCUGGUCGCGAAGAAAAGAACAACGAAGACUUCCCUAUUCGAUGCAGAAUGUACGAUUUACAGAUGCGCAGCGUGCUGGAGACGAAUGAGAUCGAGACGGUACCCUUAAUGUCCGACCCCUUUUUCCCUUCCAAUGGAGUCACGGAAGGAGGCGGCACGCAGCGGCCCCGCCAGACUGGGACGGAUGAGGUGGCACAUAUUCCCCUUCAACGCGCUCCUGACACUUUGUUUGAUCAUGUAUACGGGUUCAUCAAGUUUGUUCCGGACCGUAUGCUCAAACCUGGCGAGAGGUCGAUCUGGAAACAGCUCCAAGAGUUUGAUAAUUCCCGCGCCAAACUCCCAUCGUCGCGGCGUGUUAUCCACCAUCACAGGAACAGUCGCGAGUUAGAUGAUAGUGCCCGCCGUCAGCUGGUGGAAGACUCGGGCCUUUUCGGCACGUCCCUGCCGGAGAGGAAACCCGCCACAUCGAAGUCGAAAGCAGCUAGUCGGAAGUUGUCUGUCAACCUGGGCGAGAAAUCCAAGGUCACUACCUCUCUCCUCAGUCCGGCGAAGAGUACGAGUGGUGUUAGCAGCACAACCCCAGUAGUUGCUCCUGCACAACCUCCAACUUCGCCGACGAAAUCACAGAAGCUCAUGCGACACAUCAGUCUUGGCAACCGUGGAUUUGGAAUAGCCGCGCCAAAGGCGUCCGUAGCUGAGGUGCACAUCGAAACUGUCAGUGCGUCUAGCAGUUCGUCACGACCCGAAUUGCACUCGUCAGCGUCUUCUCAAACGACUAGUAAUCACCCGUCGCUCAGGGGCAGGCCAGCGUCUCCCCGGUCGAUCGGCAAGCGGCCCGCGCCGUUCCCGGCACAGGCUUUCUUGGGGGCUCCCAUGGAGUCGACAGUCGGUGCAAUGCCAUCGACGCCAAGCAUCCCCAUCAUCAAAAAGACGAGCCAUACUGCUGGCCCGCUAGAACCUGCCACCCAGCAGAAGCCGGACUGGGCGACGACGUCUCCUCUUGCACGUAAGAGCCGGAGAAAUGAAGAUCGUGAUGCCAAGUUCUCUAGCGUUCUCAGAGCUGAGGAUGCACAAAAAGUGUACAACAGCAAACUCAGAGCUGGUGCAUUGCCCGACUUCCCACCUACCUUAUCUCCUGCAUCCGCCAUCUUGCCGUGGCUGACCGUCCUCAACCCAUCUAACCCGGACACGCACAAAGUCGAUGAUACAAUGCUCUACAGCCGAUGGCAGCACGUCUUUCCCCGAACUUCCAAAAUGAAGAUGAUGAAGUGGAAGGCGCUGUGCUGCCCGGCUGCCGUUCCCUUGACUACGGAGUACUUCCCCACGAAAGCUCAAUUCGAAAAGGACUACGAGUGCAAGCCGUACAAUAUAGCCCAGAAUGAGGAUGAUGAUCUAGUUGAUGAACCCAAGAGUCGAGAAGACUUCUUGAGGGAGUUGGUUAGUUUGCGGCUUGCACAGGGUUUUCAGGUGAUUGUCGGUCCAGCCGUCGCCAAGGCAUUCGGUCAGAAACUCCUCAAGGUUGCCGACAUAUUCACCCGCGAUCAGAAGUUGGAAGAUGGCGCCAGCGUCUUCAUGUCUGUUGGCAAUACCAUACAUCAGCUCUCGUGCGUGAACGGUUCGGAGGUGGAGGUCAAUAUAUACUCAAGGAAACCGCCCGCUACGGUGGCCCAUUCGGCUGCUUCCCCGGCCAUGUACAAACCGGCAAUUCGGACUAUCUUGGACACGGUCUACCGGACCCGGGAGCUAGACCUUGCCACCCCCCGGCCGGAGAGGGACUGGAACUACAUCGACUCGUAUCUGGCGGGUCAUACGGACGAAAUGACGGAGAAUUUAAGGUUUUGGAGAGCAAGGUUCGUCCUCAUCCCUGUUGAGCUUCGAGCGUCGUUGCUGCCGAGGAUCCACGAAGAGGACAGCCCAGAAGAGAUUCGCCUCGAGGGCAUCAGGCGCCUCGCUCAGUUUUGGCAGAAGCACCGAUACGUGGCGCCUUCCGAGAGACGGUAUCAGUCGAUGGCUCCGCGCAGGCGUAGGGAUCCCAACCCGCUGGAUAUCGUGUUUAAGACAGAAGAUCCAUCUGUGGUUAUUGCCGCGGAGCUCGAGACUCUCCCUCUCAUUGAAGGCCUGGAGGGUGUUCCCCGAAGAGGCCAACUUCUCUCGCAAAGGGAGCGUUUCCGCAGGUCUAGCCUCAAUAUAUCAGCGCUCGCGGAGGCAAUGCAGCAGCCAGUUGAAAGCGGUGGCGUGAGGAUGCAAAAUCGAAGGUGGCAUUUGCGUCUCCAUAAUAAUUGUUUCAUCGGAUCGGAUAUGACUACUUGGCUCCUUGACAACUUUGAAGAUCUCGAAAGCCGAGAAGAGGCCGAAGCCCUGGGUAAGAUGCUCAUGGUGUCCGAUGAAGAGAGCUCAAAAGCGAAAGACAAGGAGAAGGAUAGUAGUAGUAGUAAAGAAAGGAAGGAAAAGAGCUCCGGGCUAUUUGUCCACGUCGAAAAGCGCCAUGACUUCCGCGAUGGUCAGUACUUUUACCAGAUUUCCGAGGAGUACGCCAAGGCCCCGGCGAUAUCAUCGAGCUGGUUCAACACGAAGAGAAGAGAUUACACUGCGCCGUCUACGCCUGCCAUAGAAACACCGAUACGGGACUCGCCUCGGGUGACGAGGACCACAGCGAUGCAUGACGAGCCUCAAUCUUUGCCGGCAUCCGCCGCAUCGACCCCGCUGAUGACACCCAUAGCUGGCGGGAAGCAGAGGGAUAAGCCCCGGGUGAUGCUGAGCAAAGUCAUGAAGUACGAUGUUGAUCGCUGGAAGCGUUCGUACAGACCGGAAAGGAUCAAUCUACAUUACGACCGACUCCACAACCCUGAUGCCUGCUACCACAUCAGGAUCGAAUGGAUGAACGUCACGGCCAAGCUCAUCGAGGACGCUGUCGAGAGCUGGGCCCGAGAGGCCGCCGCCUUCGGACUGCGCCUCGUCGAGGUGCCCAUCAAGGAGGCAUGCACCAUCAUGAACAUCAACCCGUUCAAGAGGCCGUACCUCGUCAAGCUCGGGGUGCCUCCUCCGGCGCAUUGCCCCGACGAGUACCAGGAUCCCGCGGCGCACCCGUCCCAGGCGAUCACCUGCAAGUUCUACUACCAGAAGGCCAUCCUGCGCAAGUUCGACUUUGUGCUGGACUACGAAUCUGCGUCUAAUUUCCCGAGCAAUGUGGACGUGAGGUACUCAUGGGGAUACCCAGACUUCAAGUACUGUCAGUACAUCCACCGCUCGGGCGUGCUGCUCGCCGAGAUCACAAGCGAGGGAGACUUCCUCCUCAUGAACAAUAGCCUGUGCAACAACCGCGGCAUCUACAACCGCGAAAAGGACAUGAAGGACGCACCCACCAGCACUGCUACAAACAACAGCAACGGCGGCGGCGGUGGCGGUAGCGCCAACAGGAUGAUGUCCUCCAUCGGGAGCUACAUUCCCGAACCCAUCGCCCCACCUGCCAGCCCCCUCCUCAAAGCAGCCGCUACCUCCCACGUAAACUCACCACUGAUCCGCCCUACGCCCGCAGGAGCGGACAUGGGCGCCGGCGCCACGGCAUCCAUCACCAAAUCCGCCGACCCGGAGGCCAUCAAGGACGAGCUCGACCACUUCUGCCGCGACGCGACUCGCCUCGAGGCGUUUUACAAGGAAACUCUCGAAAAGGGCCCGCAAACGGCCCAGACGCCUCGCAUUAUCGGCCCCAUCACCGCCAACCCUACUUCUGCUGGUAGUCAUAACGCUCCGGCGGUGUUUGGCCCCGGGGGCUGGUUGGAGGUCGUGCCUGAGGCGAAUAUUCCUACGUUGGGGUUGCCGCCGGGCGUGUUGAGGGAGGUGAGUCCAAGUAGGACUGGGGCGGGACCACCGCCGGUUGGGUUGGGGCUUGCGGCGCUUAGGAGGAAGAGUGUGCAGGAUGGAAUUGGGCUUGGUGGAUGGACUGGCAAGCAGAUCAAGCGCGACAAACCUCAACCGCUCCCCUCCUUCCAGGUUCCUAGUUUUUAA